AUGGCAAAACCCAGCAGAGAGCUGCGAGACAGAGAUAGAGACCAUGUGGGAGUAUCUGACAGCCGAGCAGGAGCAGCAGGAGGUGGACCAGGAGCACCUGGAGACUCCUCCCAGGCUCGUUUCUCUGCCUCCCUCCCCACCUACCUCCCUGUCCAAUGCCAGCUAAGUGGUGCUGACUCCGCCUUCUUCCUGCGGGAAGCCAAUCAGGAGGUUAUGCGAAAUGGCAGCCUAUCAUCUCGCACCGAGCCCUUCUUUCUCCACCAACUAGAACCAGGUGUCGUCGCCCCACAAUCCCUGCCGAGCAUCAAUUGCAGCUAUGGAAACAUAAGCGCUGAGCAGCCCAUCCCAGUGGAGCUGCUUCAGGGCCCGCAACCGCAUCUGCUGAUGACGACCAACCAGGUGACUCUGAACUGGAAGGUCAAGGGUCAAGUGGUGGUGCCCAAAGUGGGGUCAGCACGCCCCUGGAUACAGGUACUGUUUUACUUGGUAGGGCGCCGCUGGGAUGAGCCAGACCCCCCUCCUUCAGCCCUCCUCCCAUGUGUCAGAGCCAUAGCCAUCCGUGACACCAAUGAAGCAGCACCCUCAGCUGGCUGCCGACUUGUGGGACCAUCUGGCAUCUGUGUUGUCCGUUUGGAGAUUCCCCCAGCUUGGUUUACACCUCUGCAAGUGAGAAAGAGACCUCCUGAAGUGACUUUGCCAUCCGUGGUUGUGUAUUACUCAAUUAUACCAGUGGAAAGUGGCAGUCAAGAGUGUCCUUCCUUCGUUAAUGAGCCAUGGAGAAGCCCAAGUCCAAACAUCGGGCCUCUUGGAGGCAUGAGCAUGGGCCUCGGGGGACAGUGGAAUCCCCUAGUAGAUGGGGGUCUUCAGGAUAUGCAAAAAGCUGGUUCUGUGUUAAUGACCAUGGGCCCAGUUUCAGUCAAAGGUGAAAGAUUAAGACUGGAUGAAAAUUUGGAGGUCCUGGUGCCACCCAGCCCGGUCCGCCUCGGAAAGACGGUGGCGUUUGGCGUCUACAUGAAGACAAAUUCAAACACGGAGCAGUUUACAUUGAGGGUGUGGUUCCAGUCAGGCAUCAACUUCCUGGCUGUGAAACCCAGCAACCUGGUUGCGUGGGAGAUCAAACAGGAAAUGACACCGGGAAGCAGUUCGUUGGCGGUGAUGUGCCAGAGAAAGGCCUCCUCCACAGCAGAGAGGUUGGAUAGUCCAUCUUAUGAGGUGAUGCAGUUGGAAUUUGAGGUUGAUAAUGUGAUCAACUUGGUGCCAACCCAGACUCUGCACUGGAAUGUCGAGUACCCAGCUGACAUGCAGAUAACUUCAAGACAAACAGAGAAAGUCUCACACCUCUACAUCAGCAAUGCUGACAUACAGGGCAUCGUACCGCUGGCUGAGGAUACAGAGGUGGUGAAUACAGCCAUUCUCACAGGUCGUCGCGUGGCAGUGCCCAUCAAACUGGUUACCGUGGAAACUGAUGGGCAGGUUAGGGAGGUGGAUGAUUGGGUCACCUGCAGCUCGACAGAUGUGGAUGUGGUCAAGGUUUCCCCAAACUGUGACCAGGUUUUGGUGAAUGGUAAAGAAAUGCGUGGUCGGCAGUCUUUGGCAGUGAACUUCACCUACUUGCACCUAUCUGCUCAGCUCCAGCUCACCGUCUGGGUGCCCAAGCUCCCUCUGCAGAUAGACGUGUCAGAUACCGAGCUGAGCCAGGUCAAAGGCUGGAGGGUGCCUAUCAUCACUAACAAAAGACCCACCAGAGACAGUGAAGAUGAUGAGGAUGAUGAGAGGAAGGGCAAAGGCUGUACCCUACAGUACCAGUAUGCCUUGGUGCGGGUUCUCACCCAUUUUGUCGCAGAACCUUCUGACCCAGGAGGAGAGAUGGUCUACAUGCUUGGCACAGACUGGCAGGCUGAUAUCACUCACUUGGUCUUGGACCAGCUAAAGGUAGAAGAUCCACGUAUUGCUAGACUGAUAGAUGGACGAAUUUUGAUAGGACGGGACUUGGGGAUCACCACUAUACAAGUGUUGUCCCCAUUGUCUGACUCCAUCCUAGCAGAGAAGACUGUGACUGUGUUGGAUGACAAGGUCACCAUCACAGACCUUGGAGUCCAGUUGGUUGCAUCUCUGUCCCUCAGUAUGACAGCGAGUCCUGGAAAUUACCAGGCUAUACAGCUAACAACUACAGCAACGGACCUGCUACACACACCCAAACAGGAAGCAGCAAUCAGUGCCUGGAUCCAGUACAGUGACGGUUCAGUGACACCACUAGAUAUCUAUGAUCCCAAGGAUUUUCUCCUCUCUGCUGUGUCAUUGGAUGAGAGCGUCAUCUCCAUAACCAAUCAAGAGCAGCACUGGCCAAUUGUAGUGGCGGAGGGUGAUGGUCAGGGGCUGCUGGUUCGCGUAGAGAUGGUCAUCUCAGAGACCUGCCAGAAGUCCAAAAGGAAGAGCGUGCUGGCAUCCGGAGUUGGCAAUGUAAUAGUGAAAUAUGGCGCAAAGAGCGAGGAAAGAGGAGUGGUGGAAAGAGGUGGCCAGGAGGAUGGAGGAGGGAUGGACAACAGCACCAAUGAGCAAAGGACGAAGGACGGAGGAGAGUGGAAGUCAAAUAGUGCAGCAGCAGAUCGAGAGGAAGGAGCCAUGAGAAAGGUUAGCUCAACAACCAAGAGCACAGUGAUCCAUCGUGCUUCAGGUGGUAAAGCUGCCAGUGGAGGCAGCAGCAGCAGCCGAGGCAGUGGUCCAAGCCAAGCAGGGGACUACAGUAGUUACCCAGCACAAGUGGAGGUACCUGGGACUGGGGAUGGUGAGCUCACCCAAACCACCAGAGGACUGUCUGACCUGGAGAUUGGGAUGUAUGCCCUUUUGGGAGUAUUCUGUCUGGCAAUACUGGUCUUCCUCAUCAACUGCGUCAGCUUUGCUUUCAGAUACCGUCACAAGCAGGUCCCUGUUCUGGAGGCAGGAGGCAACAUGAACCACGCCCAUGACUGGGUGUGGCUUGGCAACGAGGCCGACCUUUUAGCUGAUCACUCUGACCAAUGCCAGGGAGGUCUGCCAGAUGAGUGCACCACCAUUAUUGACCGUAAUGAGGGAGGAUACGAGGAAAACAAGUACUUGCUGAACGGGGCUGGUAACACUUUGGUGAUGGGCGUGGGCACAAGCAUGGGCACUAUUAGUGGGAGUGCUGGCACAGGUGGACACCGAGGCAUCACCCAUGGACAAACCUUGCCCAGGUCCAUUCCAGAACCGCAUCAGUGCCUUUCAGCAAUCACUGCUGGUGGCAAAGACGCCACUGGCCAAGCAGAGCAUCUGAAUAAUUCCCCUCGAGCCACGGCUGCAGCUGCAGUUGCAGCCGCCAAGCGCAAACGUGUCAAGUUCACAUCUUUUGCCACUGUUCUGCCCAAUGAUAAUUCGGGUGGGGGUUCAUACACCAACUCCUCAGUUCUGGUGACCAAUGGGAGCGAGGAUGACAUCAAGUGGGUGUGCCAUGAUAUGGACCUAGGUCAGUCUGAAAUCAGAACCUACAUGGAAAGGCUACAAGACAAUCUGUGA
Molecule: messenger RNA, 3531 nt
Organism: Scomber japonicus (chub mackerel)
Lineage: Eukaryota; Metazoa; Chordata; Actinopteri; Scombriformes; Scombridae
Product: transmembrane protein 132D
Exons: 16
Coding region: 1-3531 (1176 amino acids)
Source: RefSeq, a predicted model, not a curated record